AAGCAGGAGAAAAAAAAAUAAUCUUGGGAUGGGUUGUUUGAGCAAAAACUCCUACAGUACGUCAACUGGCGAUAUUUCAACGCAAGACAGUUGACAAAAACCGCGCGCUUCCAUUCCAUCCAAGUGGAGCACAUAUUCGCAACCACCGCAGCUUCCACCACCAUACCAUACCAUUUCUCCUCUGCUUCGUCGUCCCAACCCAACCAUCACCAUCACUAAUUAAGCUAUUACUACUACUACUAAUCGGCUAAUCGCCGUGUGCUGGAGGUCAUCAUCUCCCCCAACUCCUCUGCCUCUCGAUCGACCGCCAGGGAGCAAGAGGCCGGCCCGGCCACCCACCCAUAGCCUGCCUGGUAGCCAUGGACCGGUCCAAGUCGUACGCGGGCGGGCGCAUGCAGAUCGAGCCGUACUACGGCGGCGGCGGCGCGCGGCCGGACUUCCGGUCCUACUCGUACAGCGCCGGCGGGGGCGGGAUGGGGACGUCGUCCUACUCCUCCUCCUCCUACUCGUACCAGUACGAGUACGGCGGCCCUGCGGCGGGGGCGGCGGCGGGGGAGGAGGUGAAGCGGAGCAAGUCGAAGCGGCGGUGGCUGGCGCUGGCGGACCCGGACAUGGAUCGCAAGCGCCGGGUGGCGGCGUACAAGGCGUACGGCGUGGAGGGCAAGGUGAAGGGCUCCUUCCGCAAGAGCUUCAAGUGGAUCAAGGACCGCUACCUCAACCUCGUCUACGGAUGGUCCUGAUGAUGAUACUCCAUGGGUUUUUUUUUGGGGGGGCUCUGCCUCCUCUGUCCUCUCUCUUCUUUUUCAUGCUUGCAGUUGUUGCUUCAUACUCCGUAUAUAUAUCAUCAUGGAUUCAUGGUGAGUACAUACAGUAUAUAUAUAAUCAUGUUGAUCAUGCAUGUUAUAAGAGAAAAAAAAAUGUAUACGCUUUCGAUUUUCUUUCUACUUUUGGUGGUACAUGUUGUUCUUGAUGAUCUGACACAAAUAAUCAAGGGGUUGUUUCAAAUCAAAUUUGUAAAGCCAACACAAAAGUAACAAAAGUGUUCGAUGAGAUGUAAGCCAAGGGGUUGUUUCAAAUCAAAUUUG
Messenger RNA from Sorghum bicolor (sorghum), 1085 nucleotides. RefSeq lists its product as uncharacterized. Bases 360 to 740 code for a protein of 126 amino acids. NCBI's taxonomy places the organism in Eukaryota, Viridiplantae, Streptophyta, Magnoliopsida, Poales, Poaceae. The transcript has a single exon. The record is from RefSeq and is a predicted model, not a curated record.